Durusdinium trenchii is the source of this 722-nucleotide messenger RNA. The record is from the annotation of a GenBank genome assembly. Lineage: Eukaryota; Dinophyceae; Suessiales; Symbiodiniaceae.
AAGCCGUGAGCGCUGUUGUAGGAAAGAGAGGGUUUGGGCUAGGAGUGAUCAUUCGCAAAGAAGCGCGCUGCGCGCGCUUGCGACUCUGGUGGCGUUGCAUACUUACUGCUAGGUAGCUGAGUUUGUAGAGGUAGCUGAAAGUUCGCGUAGUGGAAAGUGCAGCUGUUGCAAUGAAGGCUAGCUUGCUGCUUUUUUGGUAUGCCUUGGUUGUGCUUGCUUGCGGUGAAAUGCAAAUUCGGCGCGAGGCUGGGUUGGCAGCCCCGAGCCUGCUUGCCCCACAAGUUUUCCAAGAUGCAGCCAGUGAAAGCUCAGAGCAGGGCGAAGUUGAUUUUCAUCGGGCUAUGAAUGCUUUAGCGAAGGCACAGAUGCAGACAGGGAAGGAGAGGAGCGACGCGAAUGAAGCACGUUGGCAAUCCCUGCUCCAAACAGAAUCCGAAGCAGUGCGACGGUUGGUCGCAGCGGCGUUCAAAUGAUUUGAGCCGAAUUGCACGAAAGCAGCCCCAAGAUGCUGUCCGGACACGCGACCGCCUGGAAACGGGCGUGCGAAGCCAGUCGAAAGCAGAUCUUGAGAAUGUCAUGCGAGUCAACCGUUCAGGGCAGGGUCAAAAGACCUACCUAGCUGAUCCUUGUUGGGUUGCGCACGCUUACACCGAUGGGGAUAGGCGAAUCUUGAUGAGGGGGAAUUUAAGAUUUUGAAUUGAAUUUGGAACCUAAUCCUCGAG